Molecule: messenger RNA, 991 nt
Organism: Entrophospora candida
Lineage: Eukaryota; Fungi; Glomeromycota; Glomeromycetes; Entrophosporales; Entrophosporaceae
Source: the annotation of a GenBank genome assembly
AUGUCAGAUUAUAUAAUCCAAAAGAUUUCUUCUAAUAUUAGAAAACUUAGUAAAGAUGAAUAUGAAGUUGAUGGUAUUACCUAUCCUUUAUUAGAUGAAAUAGGCAUUGGUGGUCUUAGUCCUGGUGUUGCAGAGAAAGAAGUAGACAUGACCAUGUCUGACCCGGGAAUGGAAGGAGGGGUAUUCAUAAUCCCUGGAACAAAAAAAGAAAAUGGUAAAUUAACUAUUAAAGAUGAUUAUCAAAUGAAAUGUGGGCUUGAAAUAGGUGGAACCAAACUCAUUGGCUGUGAUAAGGAUUUUCAACUAACCCAAGCCUAUAUUGAUUUUCUUCUCAAAUAUCACUUAGCAAAGGAAAGUGGUUUCUUUGGAGAUAAAAAAGAAGCUUUAACAGCAUUAGAGACAUUAGGCAGAGAGAGAGAGAGAGCAAAAUCAACUGAACUCCUUGAAUUAUUGGUGCUGGUUAGUCAAAGACCAGGUGAUAAAGGUAAAAAUCAAUCUCUAAUCUUACUCACUCAAAUUACCAAAGGAGAGAAAAUAAUUCAUAAAAGAUUAAUAGAGGGAGGUAUGAAAACCCAAGCAUUUCAUGACUUCUUAACUGAUUUUAAUCCUCCUAGCAAUGGUAAAAAAAAUUAUUUGAUAAUGAAUAACCUCUCAGUUCAUAAAGCCACUAAAUCAUGUAUAAAGUUAGGAUUGCCAACCAUUGAAGAAUUAUUAAUCAGUAAAAAUAUCAAACCUAUUUAUUUACCCUCAUAUACUCCUGAGUUAAAUCCUGUCAAGAAAAUGUUUAAUAUUACUCGGCAGCAUGUCAAAAGUCAACAGCCAAGAAAAAAAGAUGAAUUGGAGUUGGUGAUUGAAAGAAAAAUAGACUUUUUUAAAGGAGAAGAUUUAGUCAAAUAUUUCGAGAACUCUAUUAAAGAAUGCUUAAUGAAAAAUAAAGAAUACAAAAAGGUUAAAAAUUAUAAUAUAGCCACUAAAAUAUGUGAAUGGUGUA